Messenger RNA from Cordyceps militaris CM01, 3459 nucleotides. RefSeq names its product SNF2 family helicase/ATPase, putative. Gene Ontology annotation, molecular function: ATP binding; ATP-dependent chromatin remodeler activity. The record is from RefSeq and is a predicted model, not a curated record. The transcript is spliced from 5 exons. Bases 1 to 3459 code for a protein of 1152 amino acids. NCBI's taxonomy places the organism in Eukaryota, Fungi, Ascomycota, Sordariomycetes, Hypocreales, Cordycipitaceae.
AUGGGCUUAUAUUGGCCCUCCAGAAGGAUAAAAAAAAAAUGUGGAUUCGAUAAAAGCGACGGGCCGCUCGAUAUUGCUGGCUGCACACGCUCUCUCGUGCCUCUCACAGGCCUUACCCUCAUUUUUGGUCCUCUCUGCUUUCUGCCGAGCACGCCAGCUUGUCCCUGCCUGGCACCCGUGCUUCUCUUUGCACGCGCUUGCCACUAUACCCAUUCUUCGUGCUACUGCUCUCCCGGCCCAGGCAUCAUGCAGUCCUGGAACCCGGCCGCUUUACUGCAGCCUGGCCGUCGCCAACCUAUUAACAGUCGUCUCGGCACACCGUCUUCGUCUUCCAAUCCCGCGUCACCUGUCCCUGCGGCCUUGCGGGAUCGAGCUGAUUCUGAAUCCAGCGCCAGUAACACAGUGUUUCACUUUGCCACGCCCGCCGACAGUGCCUCGGACAUUCCUAGCGGCCCCUCAACGCCUGGUAGCAUCACACCUAUCUCUGGUGCUGGAUCCUGGAUUGAACGUGCCAACAAUGUCCAAGCUCGGUCCGCUAUUCCGCAAGCCAAGCGAAGAAAAGUGGAAGAUUUUGGAAACGAUGGAAACCAAGCGAAUAUGCCGACAAGAAAUGGUGGCGGCGGCCUGGGAGACUAUGUUCGAGACCAGCAGCAACAGUCCAAUGGCGCUCUUGCCACCAAGGCCAUGAUGGUUGACUUGACAUCUGGUACCGAUGAUGAAAUUCAGGAGAUCAGCGAUCCCAAGGACGAGGAGGUUUGUUACGGCAUGAUUAAGACGAGCCUAAACUGUACUCGCGUUCCGUCGCCCAAGCCCGGAACUCAAAGUCUAUUUGGCCCCGGCUACACUCCGCCCAUCAAGAUCAACCUCAAAAGGGCCGUGGGCGACCAGACUCUCAAAAUACCCGCCUCUGACUUCACUCGUGAAGUUAUCGGCCACCUCGCGCCUGGAACUGCUGGUGCUUUAAGUCCGCUACUGGAUAGCAACUUACGCCUCCGAACUGAAUGCCGCAUUCCUUCACAGCCUCGCAAGCCGGGUGAGAAUUCGGGCGCUCCCACUUCGCGGGGCUAUCACUUUGAAAUCGUUCUCUAUGGUCCGCUGAAAUAUGCUAAAAACAUUGGAGAGCAUCUUAGAAAAAACGGCCAGCAGCUUGUGGCACCGCACAUGGUCCAAAAAGGCAUUCGUGUCCAGAAUCCUCACGUUAGCGAGUAUAGACCACCCAUUCCCCGAACCUAUUCCUCCAACAACACCAGUGCACACGCACUACCCAGUUCUCUAUCCACCCGGACGGUAGAGGAAGUCCGUUCCGAAGUCCUCGGUGUCUUCGACUCUAUGACGAAAAGCGAAGACUUGCCCCCGAUGGACCCGCCCGAUAUCAUCACCACCCCGCUGCUGCUGCAUCAGAGGCAGGGCCUCUACUUCAUGACGACUCGUGAGACCUCGCAUACCCAAGAUCAGAGCGCACAGGGCCUUGUGUCUUUCUGGCAGACUAAGCUUGGUCCUAAUGGCCAGAAAUUUUAUUUUAAUGUUGUCACGGGCCAUCACCAAAAAUCCCCGCCGCCAGAGACCAAAGGCGGCAUCUUGGCCGACAUGAUGGGACUUGGCAAGACUCUCAGUAUUUUGUCCUUGUUGGCAACCACUACAGCCGACGCCAAACAGUGGGAAGCCAAACCUCCUGUGCAGCCCACUCCUGUGGACCCCAAGACUGUUACCCGAAGUGACAUAUUGGGUGUUAAUCAGCCGGCUCUUGGCUUGACCACCGUGAUUCGAAAUUCAAGAGCGACUUUGAUCGUGUGUCCCCUCAGCACAGUAACCAACUGGGAGGAGCAAGUCAAGCAGCACGUUAAGCCCGGCGCUUUAAAUGUUCAUAUUUACCACGGCCCAAACCGCAUCAGAGACGCAGUAAGUCUUGCGUCUUUUGAUGUGGUCGUCACAACCUAUGGCUCAGUCUCUAAUGAGCUGAGCUCUCGGAAGAGGGGAAAGCACGGCCAAUAUCCAUUGGAGGAGAUUGGCUGGUUCCGCAUUGUCCUUGACGAAGCCCACAUGAUUCGGGAGCAAAGUACAGUCCAGUUCAAGGCCAUUUGUCGCCUCCAAUCGGCAAGAAAGUGGGCUGUCACGGGUACGCCUGUCCAAAAUCGACUCGACGAUCUUGCCGCCCUUCUUGCCUUUUUGCGUCUACAUCCAUUCCAUGAAAGGAGCAAGUUCCAUCGCUUCAUUGUGGAGCCCUUCAAAGUCUGUGAUCCCGAAAUUGUCCCAAAGCUCCGUAUCCUCGUCGAUACAAUAACUCUUAGAAGACUCAAGGACAAAAUCGAUCUGCCACCGCGGCAAGAUCUUGUUGUUAAGCUUGAUUUUGCACCUGAGGAGCGUGCCAUCUAUGACAUGUUUGCACGAAACGCCCAGGAUCGUGUCAAGGCGCUCGCUGGCACGCGUGACAAAGGCCUUGGUGGCAACACUUAUAUCCAUAUACUCAAAGCCAUACUGCGACUCCGACUUCUAUGCGCCCAUGGCAAAGAUCUCCUAAAUGAAGCAGAUCUAGCUGCACUUGCCGGCAUGUCUGCCGAAAUGGCCAUCACUAUUGAUGACGAGGAUGAGGAUGGCCCAGCGAUUUCUCGUCAAAAGGCACACGAAAUGUUCACGCUCAUGCAGGAUACCAAUAAUGAUGCUUGCAUUGAAUGUAGCAAGAAGAUCGCCGCUAAUGAUGACUCCAUGGACAAUGAAACCCAGGGAGAUAUUCUUGGUUACAUGACGCCAUGUUUUCACGUCAUUUGCCGCUCUUGUAUCCGAGGUUUCAAGGAGCGUAUCCGUUUUGACUUUGCCGAGCUACGACGAGCAGACGUGGAGGCUGAACACGAUGGUGCUAGCCAUAAAUCGAAGACUGGUCUGAAGCGAACUGACGGUUAUGACGGGCCACAUACAAAGACCAAGGCCCUUCUCGAAGAUCUUCUGAAAUCGGAAGCAGCCACCAGAGCUAACCCUAAUGAGCCACCUUACAAGUCAGUGGUGUUCUCUGGCUGGACGUCGCACCUAACCCUGAUCGAGCUUGCCUUGAAGGCUGCCGACAUUGCUUUCACUCGCCUCGACGGGACCAUGUCACGCGCAGCUCGCACUGCGGCCAUGGAUAAGUUUCGUGAAGACGACAACAUCCACGUCAUUCUCGUCUCCAUCAUGGCAGGUGGUCUUGGUCUUAACCUGACUUCGGGCAACAGCGUGUACGUCAUGGAACCGCAGUUCAAUCCGGCGGCUGAAGCGCAGGCUGUUGACCGCGUUCAUCGCCUGGGCCAGAAGCGUCCUGUCAAGACCGUUCGUUACAUCAUGCGCAACAGCUUCGAAGAGAAAAUGGUGGAGCUGCAGGAGAAAAAGACCAAGCUCGCCAAUCUCAGCAUGGACAACCAGAGUCGGUCGCUGGACAAGGCCGAGUCGGCGCGACAGAAGCUCCAGGAUAUUCGCAGCCUUUUCAAGUAA